CAUUGGUUUAAGCAAUGGUCUUCCAAAACUAAAGGGCUUUAUCUGUCUUAUAACAAGCUUCAUGGUCAUAUGCCUACACGCUUGUCAAAUAGUUCACAACUUCAAGUAUUGUCUUUCUCAUUUAAUGAGUUUGAUGGACCAAUACAUAGUGAAAUUGGAAGAUUGAGUAACUUGCAGCAAUUGUAUCUCGGAUUUAACCAUUUCAAAGGUAUAUUUUUAAUCUUUCGAAUGUUUGUAUCUAAUUGCUUCAGAAUUUUAUUUUAUUACACAGUAACUGCAGGGGUAAUUUCAGUUAUUGAAUUAAUUGAGGUAUCGAAGUUUGGUGUUAUUAGGCAUGGAGAGAAGCCAGAUUAAUCGAUCUGUUCAAAUCUAUUUAUCGUCGAUACACAUUCUUUUUCUCUUUUCUUUUAAUAGUUUCGUAUCACCAACAACAUGAAAGUUAAAAUUAUUAGUAGAUUCUUCCCACGGGAGAUUGACAAGUUAAACAAGAUGCAAUUCUUAUAUCCUAGCAAAAAUAGAUUGACCCAACUCACUAGUAGUCCACUAUAUGUGUUUCCAGGUGAAAUACCCAAAGAGAUAAGAAAUCACAUUGAGUUGGAGGUACUUAGUCUUGGAUUUAAUAGUUUUAGUGGUUCACUUCCAAUGGAGAUCUUCAACAUAUCCGGGCUGAGAGUGAUUUCUCUUACAAACAAUAAUCUAUCAGCCUCCCACCAAACAUGUGUUCUAUCUUGCCCAACAUUGAAGAUCUUUACUGAUGAACUAAACCAAUCUUAUUGGGACGAUUCCCCAUUCCAUGUCCAAUUGUUCCUGUUAUGAAUGGGCUGAAACCAAUCAUGGUGAAGCAGCCCAAUACCACAUUAAGUGGUUAUGUGUGGAAUACGGGUUAAUAAAUAGUACAUUCUAGGAAGAAUAGACUUAUGCAAAUUGGGAUAAUUGCUUAGGAAAAGACCAUGCUUCUCAUCCCCAAUUCUCUCUAGGCCUCUCACCCCCUUCUACUAUUAUUCCUCUUCUUUGUACUGUAAUUUCUCCUUUCCGUAUUAAUCAAAGUUGAUUAGUUUUGUUCACUUUGUAUAUGGGUUGUUGAGUUGAGAAUUUGGGUUCGUUACAUUGGUGCUUUCAUCCUGAGGUCUCUCAUGGAGGAUCAAAUACUCAAGUAUGUUGCGAAAUCUAUUCAUGGUGUUCAAGAGUCCAUUUCAAGUGAUCUCUCAGAAAUUCAUAAACUGGUUCAAGAGUUGGCUGGCCAGGUGAUAUCAUCGGGCACAUAGAAUCUAGUUCCGGAUAUGUCUGGUGGUCCAGCACUAGCUCCGCACACUCUUCGCCACAAACCAUCAAGGGUGGAAUUAGACCGUUUCCAUGGCAUCAAUCCAGAGGCGUGGAUUUUCCAAGAUGAAAGAUCUGAUUUUUCUUAUACUUUGGACGAUGAUCAUGCCCACCAUAUGUUCGAUAAAUUGGCAGUGAAGUCUGCAAUUAUAGAUUCCUUGACAUCAUUUACUGGAAAUGAUACUGAGAUUGAAACUCCUACUGACAUGGAGACACCACCAAUUGGCAAUGUAGAAUUAGUUCAAAUGGAUUUGGUACGUGGACCUUCAUCCAUUGUUGAAGAUCCGGUGUUCUACAAAAUUUCACACACAAUAGUGACCUCCGACAUUUAUGAUCUGAACAUUAUUUUCCAUGAGGGUGUACAUUUUGUGACCACAGUAGCCAAGGUGUCUGAUACUGAGGGAUUAGAUGUUGGAAUCCUCACUGAUGCAAUGACAUCUACUUUAAUACAACCAGAGGAGGUCCAACUAUUUGAAGCACACUCUUUCAGCAACCUGCCUAUGCCGGUCUCUAAUUUUGGCACUGGCCAAUUGAUGGAUGAAAUUUCUUCCACCAUCGCAGCUCGACCAGUGGCUUUAAUCAAGGAUGCAUCGUUGCAACAUAAAAUCGAAGACACUAAAUAUUCUACCCUCCAAGUGAAAAAGGAGACCUGGAACUCUGGUUUGAAUGACAACAACGAGGAAAACAUUGUGGCUUAUGAUCUGAAUUCUCCGUCUUUUGUUAUUACAGUUUGGGGUAUGAUGACAGAAAACAAGAGCCACAUUGAUUUGCCUGUUGCUUCUAUUUUCAUGGAUCCUGAGGUGACAUUUGAUUCACUUUUUAUUGAAAAUGUGCCCACUCCGAGUAUGUUGUGUUGUUUUAUGUUUGAUCUUGGAUUAGACGAACAUCCAUUCCAUGUUGCCAGGGUAGUUGGGAAUUCGCAUCCAAGAGAUACAUCUAGUUUCCUAGUUUCUUUUGCUGGCCAUUUGUUUCUAAUGUCAACAACGUCUGGGCAAUCUGCUGAUAUCAAAUUCUCAUUUGUUGGUGCCUUAUGGGAUUGUGUUUAUGUGAUUCCCUAUUUUCCAGUUAAUCCUAGUGCCAUAAUUUUUUUGGUACCCAUUCAUGUAAUGUCAUUGAACCUUUGUGUAUGGGAUCUGGGAAUCCAUUUUGAGUUCAGGGCAUUAACAGGUUAUGCAGUGGACGUAGAGGCACUACAAUCGCAGGGAUGCUCUGGCAAGUUUUUAUCAACCCCGUAUAUUAAUUAUAUGUCUAGAGUGUAGGAUUCCGAACAGUUUUGGUGUGUGAAUUCCUACAUCUUGCAAUCUAGUUAUGGAGAGAAUGUGGAGGAGCUACUGUUAUUGGAAUGUUUUGACAUGUUUUUCUUCAUUGCUUAUUCAAACUCUAUGAGUAGAGUAUGGGAUCCUGGGUAAGUAGGGUGUGUAAAUUCCUGUUGGUCCAAGGUGUUCUCUAUUGUCGAGAAUUGCAUUGCAAUCACAUGGAGUGAGAAGGGUAUUGCAGUUUCCAUUAGCCAUCUGUGUGUUGCUACUAGAAAAUAUGACAAAGGUCCCGUGUGUGGCUGUCAGUAGUGCUUCUACAUGUUUGGAUGAUAUACUUACUUGCAUUUCUCUUUUGGACACAUCUCACAUUAUUAUAUAUCUUUGCCACGUUAGUUAGCAGCUAAACAAGAAUGAUGCAACCACAUCUACAAAAAUCCAGGCUGCCAACCAAGUUAUAUCCUUGCUGCUUAUCUAUCUAACGGUACCCGAGGAUGCUCAUGCCUGCUUGAAUCUUGAGGACAAGGUUUUUAUUGGGGUCGGGGGUAUCGUUAUGAAUGGGACGAAACCAAUCAUGGUGAAGUAGCCCAAUACCACAUUAAGUGGUUAUGUGUGGGAUACGGGUUAAUAAAUAGUACAGUCUAGGAAGAAUAGACUUAUGCAAAUUGUGAUAAUUGCUUAGGCAAAGACUAUGCUUCUCAUCUCCAACUCUCUCUAGACCUCUCACCCCCUUCUACUAUUAUUCCUCUUCUUUGUACUGUAAUUUCUCCUUUCCGUAUUAGUCAAAGUUGAUUAGUUUUGUUCACUUUGUGUAUGGAUUGUUGAGUUGAGAAUUUGGGUUCAUUACAGUUCCAAACUCACUCUUCUAUAGCUUUCUAACAACCAACUCACUGGCUUGAUUCCCAAUUCUCUUGGAUAGUUGACUCAUCUACAGUUACUGAAUUUAAGGGGAAACAAUUUAACCAACGACUCAUCAUUAAGCUUCCUGACUUCCUUAACCAAUUGCAGAAAUUUAACAGUUCUUUAUCUAUAUUCCAACCCUCUAAAUGGCAUACUUCCAGCCUCCACGGGGAACCUUUCCACCUCUCUUAGAAAAUUUUACACCAACAGUUACAAAAUCAAAGGGUGAAUUCCAAAUGAAGUUGGGAACUUAAGCAGCUUAUUAGACCUUCAACUUUCUUGAAAUAACUUGGUCGGAUCGAUUCCAACAUCAAUUGGCAACUUGAGAAGCCUCCAGCGGUUGAACUUGAGUAAGAACAAUCUUACAGUAUUUAUUGGUGAUCAUAUAUGUAAAUUGCAGCAUCUGGGUGAUAUUUACUUGGAUCAAAAUCAACUUUCAGGAUCUCUUCCUAAUUGUUUAGGGAAUAUUACCUCCCUUAGGGAGAUACAUCUCAGUUCCAACAAAUUGAGUUCCAAUAUACCACCAAGCUUAGGGAACCUUCAAGAUCUAGUGGUUCUUGACUUAUCGUCAAACAACAUGGUAGGUUCUUUACCUCCAGAAAGUGGAAAUCUAAAGGCUGCGACACUAAUAGAUUUGUCAAUGAAUCAAUUUUCAAAUAGAACUCCAAGAGAAAUUGGAGGAUUGCAGAAUCUGGCACACCUUUCUUUGAGACAAAACAAUUUGCAAGGAGCUAUACCUGACUCAAUGAGCAACAUGGUAGGUUUGGAAUUCCUAGAUCUUUCUCAAAACAAUAUAUCUGGAAUCAUUCCUAAGUCUUUGGAGAAACUUCAAAACCUGAAGUAUUUCAAUGUUUCUUUCAACAAAUUGUAUGGUGAAAUACCCUCGGGAGGUCCUUUCAAGAACCUCUUGAGUCAGUUUUUCAUCUACAAUGAAGCAUUGUGUGGUUCUUCAAGAUUUAUUGUCCCGCCAUGCCCCACUUCAUCAAAGAACAGAUCAAAUAGGAAAAAAUUGCAAGUUCUUUUUCUUUUGCUCGCAAUUGCAGUUGUAUUUGUUACUAUGACCUUUGUGCUCCUAUGAAUAAGGUAUAGAAGAGGUAAAAGUGCUCCUCAACAAGCCGAGUCAUUGUCUACCGUAACACGAGAAAGAAUUUCAUACUAUGAACUGCUUCAAGCAAUGGAUGACCUUAGUGAGAGUAAUCUGAUUGGUUUUGGAGGUUUUGGCUCUGUUUACAAAGGUGUUCUUAGAAGUGGAACUGUCAUUGCAGUUAAAGUGUUCAACCUGCAACUGGAUGCAGCAUUCAAGAGUUUUGAUAUGGAAUGUGAAGUUUUGUGUAGCCUUCGUCAUAGGAAUCUUGUAAAAGUCAUUACAAGUUGUUCCAAUCUUGAUUUUAAGGCUUUAGUUCUUGAUUAUAUGCCUAAUGGGAGUCUUGAGAAGUAUUGUAUUCGCACAACUACUUCCUCGACAUCAAGCAGAGCCUAAGCAUAAUGAUAAAUGUGGCAAGUGCUUUGGAAUAUCUUCACCAUGGGUGCUCGUUGCCUUUGAUUCACUGUGAUGUGAAGCCUAGUAACGUCUUGCUGGAUGAAGAUAUGGUUUCCCACCUCAGCGACUUUGGCAUUUCAAAACUGCUUGGUGAAGAUCAGGGUGAUUUUUACACUAAAACCUUAGCAACAUUCGGGUAUAUUGCACCGGAGUAUGGACUGGAAGGACUGUGUCAACAAAGUGUGACGUCUAUGUUGCUGGAAACGUUUACUAGGAGAAAGCCUAAUGAGUUUGAGGGGGAUCUUAGCUUGAAACAAUGGGCGAGUUAUUCACUUCAAGAUAAUGUAAUGGAGGUCGUAGAUGCCAACUUGUUAACAUCAACUGGUAAUCGCUUAAAGAAGGAGCUAGAUGUUGUGGCAUCAAUCAUGAAAAGUUGCAUUAGAUUGUCAUAACGAAUCUGCAACAAGGACCAACAUGAAAGAUGUUGUAGGGAUGCUACAGAAGAUCAAGAUUCAACUUCUAGCAUGUUGAGCAUGUUGUUGGAAUCUAUCGUUCCAAAUAAUUUGUUUGCUGCAACUAUUUGAUUAGUUUUGUAUUCCUGUAAUAUUGCUUCUUUCUUUUUUGUUUUAGCACUUUAUUUGUGCAUGAUUCUGUUUUGAGACAUUCUAGCUGGUUGAAUAAAUCUCAC
This is a messenger RNA of Capsicum annuum, 5641 nucleotides long. RefSeq lists its product as uncharacterized. Lineage: Eukaryota; Viridiplantae; Streptophyta; Magnoliopsida; Solanales; Solanaceae. The record is from RefSeq and is a predicted model, not a curated record. The coding region runs from base 1281 to 2579 and encodes 432 amino acids. The transcript is spliced from 3 exons.